CUCCGUAUGGGGCAGGCAGUUGAGCCAAAAUCGCCGCGUCGAGUAUGUAAAAACCGCCAGAGUCAAUUUUCAGCCCUUUUGUGAUCUCAAACACGCCGGACCCAAGACCCGCCCAAUGCAAACAACCCUGGACCGCUAGCUCGGCCCUUCCGUCUUCACAUCAACCACACCACACCACCCCAACCACCACUGCCACCCUCCACCUCCACCUCCACCACAACACGCGCGCCAAGUCACCUCGAUACUUACCCCUUCACACUAUACGAUGAAUGAUCGCGACGAGUCCCGCGACGCCCAGAUCGCCGGCGCCCUGCGCAAGGCUGUAGCCGACGCAUUCCGUAAAGACCCUGAAUCGGUAACGCUGCGGACGGUCCGCAAUGAGGUCGCCGAGGAAUUGAAACUUGGAGAAGGCUUCUUUAAAUCGGACCCGUACUGGAAGGAUAAGUCGAAGGAGAUUGUCCUGCAGGAGGGGGAUAUUCAAAAUGCCAACAUGGAGGCUCCUCCGCCGAAGACGUCGCCCGAAAAGAAGAAACGCGUCGCAAAGGCCCCCGCGGCGAAGAAGGCUACGGCAAAGAAGGUUACGGCGAAGAAGCCUGCGCCGAAGAAGGAGGAUAUCUCGGAGCCCGAGCCAGACGUGGGCGGUGCCGAGGACGAGGACGAGGACGAAGAGGACAUCGCGCCGAAACCGCGCAAACGAGGCCGACCCACCAAGACUGCUGCAGAGAAGAAGCCGGUCGCUAAGUCGAGGGCAAGGGUGAAGAAGGUGGUAAAGGGGGAGGACGAGGAAAAGGAGGAGGAGAAGGAGAAGGAAGUAGAGGUGACGGAGAGACACUCGACGCCGAAUGUGGAACCAAAGGAUGAAGAUGACGACAGCGUGCUGUCAGACCUGCCCGACGACUUCCUCGACGAGCCGGAACCACCGAAGAAGAAGCUCAAGAAAAGCAUCGUGCAGAGUCCAUCGAGCAAGGCGACCAAGGCGAGCCCGAAGGCUGCAAAGGCUGCGAAAGCGGAAAUAGUCGACAGUGAGAACGAGGAGGCAUCUGCAUUGAAGGCGGAGCAGAAUGGGGAAUCCGCAGGAGGGGAGUCCGGGGACGAGAGUGAGAUGUCGGUUGUGCUAGAUGAGACGCCAAAGAAGAAAGCUCGUGGCCGUAAAGCUGUUGCCGCUAGUGGUGACACAAAGAAGAAAGGAAAGGCUGCGGCUGCGAAGCCCAAAAAGGCCACUAAGGCUAAGGCGAAGGCUUCGGGCAAGGAAUCCUCUCCCGACGAGGAACAGAUCAAGACAUUGCAAGGCUGGCUCGUCAAGUGUGGUAUCCGCAAGAUGUGGUCCCGAGAACUAGCAAAAUGCGACACACCCAAGGAGAAGAUCCAGCACCUGAGGCAGAUGUUAUCAGACGCAGGAAUGUCGGGCCACUACUCCCUCGCGAAAGCGACCAAGAUCAAGGCGAGACGCGAACUGGAGGACGAGGUUGCCGGAGUUCAAGCGGGCGUCUCAGAUUGGAACAAUACCAACGACGGCAUGGUUACCACCCGGUCCGGAAGAACCUCCAUCAGCUCUCCGAGUACUGGGCGAAGACUGGUACAGCGAUCGCGCGGAUUGGAGGGUCUCGAAUUUCUGGAUGGUCAGAGCGACUCCGACUGAUUACCACCGCCGACACCUCGCUGUACACCUUUAAUAUACCCCUCGGGCGCUCCCCCCACUUUCUAUCCUACCUACCACCCUCUUGUACGAUACCUCUGCAUGGUUUGCUUUAGGUCUGUCAUUUUGCUUGCCGGGUCACUGAGGAGAUGUGAAUGUUAAUAUUUCCAUCACCGAAUAAUGGGAUAAUAGAGCUAUUACUCUCUCUGCUUUCCCGUCACUUU
Messenger RNA from Tricharina praecox, 1860 nucleotides. RefSeq lists its product as uncharacterized. The coding region runs from base 266 to 1639 and encodes 457 amino acids. Lineage: Eukaryota; Fungi; Ascomycota; Pezizomycetes; Pezizales; Pyronemataceae. The record is from RefSeq and is a predicted model, not a curated record. The transcript is spliced from 5 exons. Gene Ontology annotation, cellular component: nucleus.